This is a messenger RNA of Galeopterus variegatus (Sunda flying lemur), 1742 nucleotides long. It is a transcript of the gene GPR65, whose product is annotated as G protein-coupled receptor 65. The transcript is spliced from 4 exons. Lineage: Eukaryota; Metazoa; Chordata; Mammalia; Dermoptera; Cynocephalidae. Gene Ontology annotation, biological process: G protein-coupled receptor signaling pathway. Gene Ontology annotation, molecular function: G protein-coupled receptor activity. The record is from RefSeq and is a predicted model, not a curated record. The coding region runs from base 519 to 1529 and encodes 336 amino acids. Gene Ontology annotation, cellular component: membrane.
CUUGACUUGGUGGAGGCACAGAUUUAUCAGGCUCCUCAGUCAACAAAAGCGUCACCCCAAGAAACAUGAAAAUGAAGGGAUCUUAAAAAGAGAUGAAAAUAAAGGUUUGUAUGUUCACGUUUGCACCAAUCUCCUGUGAGAUUCAUGAAGAAAAACGAGUUGGGAACAACACUCCAUGGAGGCUAAGGAAUUAUCCCAAUUGAUCCUGGAGGGUUCUUUGUCAGUGUUCUGUGAUAACGAACACAUGGACCUCUGUUCAUUAAAUUUGGCUGAUCACUUUAGUUAACUACCAGGAACCUGGAUUCUGACUUCUAAUCGUUGACAUCUGCGUGAAAACUAACCUACAUACAUCCUUUAAUAGCAUUGAUGAAUUAAUUAGAACUCAAGAAAACAAAGAAAAAUUGAAAGCAUUCUUACUAAAAGAGAAUUCAAUGUUGAAAGCAAACUACGGUAAGGCAAGACUUGCUUUUCUGUUUACCUUCUAAAGGCUCAUGUAAUUGCCACCUUAAAAAGAAAAAAUGAAUAGCACAUGUAUUGAAGAACAGCACGACUUGGACCACUAUUUGUUUCCUAUAGUUUACAUCUUCGUGAUUACAGUCAGCAUUCCGGCCAAUAUUGGAUCUCUAUGUGUGUCUUUUCUGCAAGCAAAGAAGGAAAAUGAACUAGGAAUUUACCUCUUCAGUUUAUCACUAUCGGAUUUGCUAUAUGCAUUAACUCUUCCUCUAUGGAUUGAUUAUACUUGGAAUAAAGAUAACUGGACUUUCUCUCCUGCCUUGUGCAAAUGGAGUGCUUUCUUCAUGUACGUGAACUUUUACAGCAGUACAGCAUUCCUCACCUGUAUCGCUGUCGAUAGAUAUUUAGCCGUCGUCUACCCUUUGAAGUUUCCUUUUCUACGAACAAGAAGAUUUGCAUUCAUGGUCAGCCUAUUCAUCUGGGUACUGGAAAUCAUCUUUAAUGCUGUCAUUUUGUGGAAAGAUGAAACAACUGUUGAAUACUGUGAUGCCAAAAAGUCUAAUUUUACUUUAUGUUAUGAUAGGUACCCUUUAGAGAAAUGGCAAAUCAUCCUCAAUGUGUUUAGGACGUGUACAGGCUAUGCAAUACCUUUGGUCAUCAUACUGAUCUGCAACCAGAAAGUCUACCAAGCUGUGUGGCAUAAUCAAGCCACAGAAAACAGUGAAAAGAGGAGAAUCAUGAAACUACUUGCUAGUAUCACACUGACUUUUGUCUUAUGCUUUACACCCUUUCACGUGACGUUGCUGAUUCGCUGCAUUUUAGAGCAUGAUGUGAACUUUGAUAAUCACAAGUCUGGGAAGCAGACUUACACAAUAUACAGAAUCACGGUCGCAUUAACAAGCUUAAAUUGUGUUGCUGAUCCAAUUCUGUACUGUUUUGUAACUGAAACAGGAAGAUCUGAUAUGUGGAAUAUAUUAAAAUUCUGCAUUGGGAAGCGUAAUAAAUCACAAAGACAAAGACAACGCAUACUUUCUAUGUCUACAAAAGAUACUAUGGAAUUAGAGGUUUUGGAAUAAAAUAAAGGAUUUUCUUGUUUGUUUAAGGUACAUGGAAUUAUGUCAUCAAGAUUACAUGUUGAAAAGGAAAUCUAACAUGGAGGGGACUAAAUGUUCUGAGUGAACAUUUUAAUCCUGUUCAAUGAAAAUAUUUUUAAAGUGCAUUGUACAAGCUCCCUCCCUGACUUUUAUUAGAUAAGGCAUAUUAAAUAAAGUUUAAUAUUUUCCUAAUGA